CCCGUUCAAACCCCGGCACUUUUUACUUUGCCAUCGGUCUAAGACAUUCCGGAGAGGUCUCACAUAUCUCUCCAUGUGAAACCAUGCGGCCAUGUUCAAGAAACCCAACAUCCUUUGCUGUGGGGGUGGACUGCAGUUACUGAACUCCCCAUGUCUGUCCUCGCCACCUCGGUAUCGUGCUUUCCCCUCACAGUCUCGCUAUUCCGCCAGGCGCUAUGCCACCGCUUCUCACAACCCUGAGACGGAUCUUUCAUGGCCGUCGUCUCCCACAUUCACACCCUACGAGCUGUUUAAACAGGAUCGGACCGCACCCUAUUCCAAGGCCCGAUAUUAUGAAAUGGUCAAAAUCUACCACCCAGAUCGCCCAUGUAGCGGACAUCCACUAUGCAGAGACCUCACGCCCGAAGUGAGGCUUCAGCGAUACCACAUUCUAGUGGCUGCCCAUGAAAUCUUAUCGGAUCCAAGUAGACGAGCCGCCUACGACUUCAGUGGUGCGGGGUGGAAUCUCCAUCCUUAUGAGACGCCGAUCCCAUCCUGGGCUAGAACAGGCUCCAGUAACUACGGUCCGAUAUACGCGAACGCGACCUGGGAAGACUGGGAAAGGUGGAAUAAUCGCCACCAGGGAAAGCAGCAAACUUUGGUGGACCAUCGGACCUUUGCGACAUUCGUCAUUCUUCUGACGUUAAUGGGCGGAGCGCUGCAGGCAUCUUGGAUUAGCAAACUCAGCAGCGGUUACGAAGACCGACUUUGGGAGCUGAACGAAGAGUCCUCCCGCCUUCUGAAAGGGCGCAGGGAGAAUACUCAGCAUCAGAUGCAAUCGGUAGAUGCAAGGGUUCAACACUUUCUUAUCCGAAGGGACCCGUCUGGGUGUGGUUUGAAGGAGGAAGAACAGCCGGUUUAUAAGCAAGUGUUACAUUCUCAGAAAAGCUCCAACGACCCACCUGCGGAGUUUCUUGGAUCGGAGAGACAGGACGGUAGAGUCUCUGGAGAUUCGGUCCAGACGGGAACCAGCAGUUGACAUAGAUUGCAUGCGUAGCUAGUUCGCGGGCGCUGUAAAUAUAAUUGCUUCAGUUUAACGGAGGCCUGGAGUUUCCACUUCUGAAUCUAUGCCCUGGAACAUGCAUACAUGGCAGUAUCCUACUAGGGUCUGCAUGCAUUCAAAUUUAUUUCCAUGCUCCUGAUUCGACAUGCGUGCUGGUCGUCGGAAGCUGUGUCAGCUUUAGGACGUUGCAUUUCGGCAUGCGGAAACAAUAGGUGGGAGGGAACCUUGAGGCCGUCGAAACUACGACCAGCAAGUCCGCGAUAAUCCUUCCGGAGUACAUAUUAUUGGAAAGAUACGCAUUUGUUAUUUUCAGUAUAUCAUUUAGAUACCUAACAGUAAUGUGCUUAUUCGGG
Molecule: messenger RNA, 1395 nt
Organism: Aspergillus welwitschiae
Lineage: Eukaryota; Fungi; Ascomycota; Eurotiomycetes; Eurotiales; Aspergillaceae
Exons: 1
Coding region: 92-1018 (308 amino acids)
Source: RefSeq, a predicted model, not a curated record